Messenger RNA from Corythoichthys intestinalis (scribbled pipefish), 2657 nucleotides. Its product is annotated as hydroxycarboxylic acid receptor 3. Lineage: Eukaryota; Metazoa; Chordata; Actinopteri; Syngnathiformes; Syngnathidae. Gene Ontology annotation, cellular component: plasma membrane. Bases 1 to 981 code for a protein of 326 amino acids. The record is from RefSeq and is a predicted model, not a curated record. The transcript has a single exon. Gene Ontology annotation, biological process: G protein-coupled receptor signaling pathway. Gene Ontology annotation, molecular function: G protein-coupled receptor activity.
AUGCAUUGCAACUUUAGCGCGGGUCUGCUGGAGCGCACCCUCCCGGGUCUGCUGUCGGUGGAGUUUGUGCUAGGGACACUGGGCAACGGGCUGGCCCUGUGGAUCUUCUGCUUCCACCUGCGGCCCUGGAAGAGCAGCACGGUGCUGCUCUUCAACCUGGCGGUGGCAGACUUCCUCCUCUUGACCAUCCUGCCCUUCCGCGCCAGCUACUACGCCUCUGGCAUCCGCUGGCGCUUCGGCCGGACGCUGUGCGACGCCUCGCAGUUUAUGCUGGCGCUGAAUCGCACGGGCAGCGCGCUCUUCCUCAUGGCCAUCGCCCUGGACCGCUACGUGCGGGUGCUGCACCCGCACAGCCGUCUCAAUUCGCUCAGCCCCUCCAAGGCGGCGUGUGGGGCGGCCGCCCUUUGGCUGGUGACGGUGUGCCUGACGGCCAACGCCCUGAGCCUGCGCAACUUUCGCGGCGGCUACUGCGAGAGCUUCCUGGUGGAGACCUCGGCCCGGGGCAACCGCCUCUGGCACAAGUUCAACUUUCUCUUCUCCUGCUGGGUGCCGCUGCUGGUCAUCCUCUUUUGCACGGUGCGCAUUGCCAUCCGGCUCCGGGCCCGCCAGCUGGGCCAACGCGGCAAGGUCAAGAAGGCCCUUUGCUUCCUGGUGGUGGUGGUGGCGCUCUUCGCCGUCUGCUUCCUUCCCAGUAAUGUGACGCAACUGCUCAUCUGGAUUGAGACCCGCCGGGCCUCCGAGCGCCAUUCCGGGGAGAUGAUGUGCGCCGCCAUGGACAACCUGACCGUCACCUUCUACGUGACCGUCAGCCUGACCUAUCUCAAUAGCGCCCUGGACCCGCUGGUCUACUACUUCUCCAGUCCCACCUUCAAGAGUAUCUGUAGAAGAUCCCUGCACCUGCCCCAGGGCGAGACCACCGAGAGCACCGAAAAGAGGAGCGGGACCCGCGAGACGGCCUCGCAUUCCUGCAGCCAGAUUUAGAGGCGCUUCAAGAAAAAUCGCUUGCCAAAUACUUUUGUCAAGGCAUUGACUUUGAUGAGAAUGUUGCCCCUACCAAUAUGGCUGUCCCGAGGCUGUUUUGGUAGGAGCGAUGAAAAGUAUUUUCAUGCUUCUGCCCUGAAAUGAAAUGAGUUUAUCACGGGCAGACUUCCAAUCUAUUUCAAGCAGAGGCGAAUGAUUGGUCCUUCAUUCAUUGCCUACGUCUGGCGCCGUCCAUGGCAGACAAUGAGUGAAUACUUUGACAUUGAUCAAUUAAGUCAACCAUGACUCAACUCAUUGACUUGGAUGGGAACAUCCCCAUAGGGCGGACAUGUUGGUAGGGGUCAUGAAUGGACUAUGCAUACUUCCACCUUGAAUUAAAAUUAGUUUCUCUAUAGUAACCUGUUCCUCUGGCCAAGAUGCACUCUCCAAACAAUUAGUUUUUUUCUCGUAGACAUCCAAACCAUUUGAAGCGGGAGGGCAGGCAACAAAUGAAUGUUCGCUGCCAACCCUUCCGCUGCAAAUGGAUUAGACGUGUAGCGGCGUCCAUUGCAGCCACUGAUUUAAUAGCAGAUGCUUUGACAUUGAUAAAAUAAGCUAGUUGGGACUUCAUGUUAAUGUCAAUGCAUUGACUUGGAUGGGAUAGGUCACAAAUGAAAGAUCUUUUCAUGCUUUUGCCCUCAAUUGAAAUAAGUUGAUUACUAGUAGACGUCCAAACCAUUUAAAGCGAAAGUUGCUGGCAGCGAAUGACCGUUCAUUCAUACCAAGUCUUCCCGCUUCAAAUGGAUUGAACGUCUACUAUUGAUAAACUCUUCAAUUCACAGCAGGAUUGGACGCCACAUGAUUUGAUGUCUCAUCGUCAAUGGCACUAAAUAGUUGAUUUAAAAAACAUUUAAUUGUGCUUUUAACUUAUCUUGUAACUUUUUUUUUUUUUUUUUACUAUGGACAGUUGAAAAUUUGUAAAACUGCCGCUGCAAUAAAGAGCAGAAGGUCUCCUCCGACGUUGUCAUGUUUUUUUCACACCUCAAGAGAUUGACGCUUCUCACUUCCUCUUUGAGUGCGAUGAUUUGCACUUUCACAGUAAAAAUUGGUCCAUUUCCCAGAAGAAUGAAAUUCUCAGAAUAAAGCUCACUCACACAAAAGAUGCAAAUAGUCUUUUCAAAUAUAACCCCCAGUCCCAAAUAAACACCUCUGCAAGUUUGUUCGUUCAUCAUUUCCGUUCACUUUAUUCCAAAAGCGCUCACUUUAAAACAAUUGCGCAAAGUCGGCGACGAGCUUCGAGCGCGGCGCUUAAUCGGAUGUAUGACGAUUCCACAAAUGUAGGAUUGCGAGAGCGCUUUUUGAGGGGUUCUCAAAAGUCUUGUUUUUAUUUUUCACUUUUGUUAGCUGUCGGCGUCCCCCUGUUGGCCUCACUGCACCUGAGGAGCACAUCAAAUCACUUCUAAAUAGUCUUACUUUGUCUUCUAACAAUUUUAGCAUUUUUCAUGAUGUAAAACCGGAUUCUGAAUAACUCCUAACCUAUGGGCAACAAAAACACCAAUAAGUGUGUGUGUGCAUGCCCUCUACUGGCAAAUUCCUAAGGUAUAGAGAAGGCUGACUACUAAAUACUUAUACUAACCCUGGGCAAAAAAACAAUAACAAUACUUUUCGUCAUAUAAUUUUUGGCAACAAAAAUAAAA